This is a messenger RNA of Daphnia magna, 801 nucleotides long. RefSeq names its product exosome complex component CSL4. The record is from RefSeq and is a predicted model, not a curated record. The coding region runs from base 16 to 768 and encodes 250 amino acids. Gene Ontology annotation, molecular function: RNA binding. Gene Ontology annotation, cellular component: cytoplasm; nuclear exosome (RNase complex). Gene Ontology annotation, biological process: RNA processing. NCBI's taxonomy places the organism in Eukaryota, Metazoa, Arthropoda, Branchiopoda, Diplostraca, Daphniidae. The transcript has 6 exons.
GUGUGCCAUACUGCCAUGAGGCAAAAGAAAAAGUUACCAUUUCUUAUAAUAGAUGUCGCGUCUGCAGACGAAUUUGGCUGUAAUGCUACGAAAUCAUUCCUGCCAAAAGAAUCAACUGUGGCAAACACCAUGACUUCAAAUGAGAAUUCAACACACACUGAGAACAAAUGCAUAAUUUCUACUCCAGGACAGAGACUAUGUCUUGCGGAAGAUAAAUACAUUGGAGGUGUGGGGACAUACACAAGACAAGGCUAUAUAAUGUCUUGUUUGGCAGGUGUUGUUAAAAUAACUGCACAGCCUGAUAAGAGAAUCCUUGUAGAAGUUAGAAGUGGUAAAGAACAAACAGUUGUUCCAUCAGCUGGUGACAUUGUUACAGCCAGAAUAACACAAGUAAAUCCGCGCUGGGCCAGAUGUGCCAUUUUAUGUGUAAAGGAAAUGGUGUUGGCAGAACCAUUCAGAGGACAACUCCGGAAAGAAGAUGUCCGCGCUACGGAAAAGGAUAGAGUUGAAAUGUACAAAUGUUUUCGACCUAACGACAUAAUCUUAGCAAGAGUGUUGUCAUUAGGUGAUGCCCAUUCCUAUGUGUUGUCAACUGCAGAAAAUGAAUUAGGUGUGGUUAUUGCAUACAGUGAAGAAGGGACACCUAUGGUUCCAGUUGGAUGGCAAGAAAUGCAGUGUCCAAAAACCUAUGUGAAGGAAAUGCGUAAAGUUGCCAAAGUUUCACCUGAAAUCAUUUCAAACGAAAAUAUUAAAGAAGCAACAAAUUGAUGGCUUGCUCAAUACACGAAAGUUGGCAACCGA